AUGCACUACACACUGUUCCGCUGCUGCCUUUGCCUGGCAACCCUUGCGCUAUAUCCCUGGCCAGCGGCGUCUCAGCAGACUCAGACGGUGGAGGUCGUCGCCACAACCGUCACGAACUACUAUACCGCCGCGGCGUCCACAACAUCCCUGUCACCGCAAUACAACAACUCGCUAGAUUUCCGAACGUCGGUCCUCAACUCGACCAAUUUCUACCGCUACGAACACAACGCCUCGUACAUCUACUGGAACGAGACCCUGGCCAGAUACGCCCAGUCCUACUCGGAGAAGUGUGUGUGGGAGCACUCGCACGGGCGCUACGGCGAGAACCUGGCCCAGGGAUUCGGCAACGUGACGGCCGCGGUGGAAGCAUGGGGCAACGAACGGAAAGACUACGAUUUCAGCAACAGCAAUCCUACCGGCUUCACCGAGGAGACCGGCCACUUCACGCAGCUGGUGUGGAAGAGCACGCAGGCCACGGGCUGUGGAUGGACCGACUGCGACGGGAAGAACAAUGUCAGCGGCGUCUUCCUGGUCUGCGAGUACUGGCCUCCGGGCAAUGUCGUCGGCCAGAACAACUACUGGUUCAAGCAGAAUGUCGAUGCUGAAAGAAAGAACGGCGACGACGGCUUCAGCGAGCUGGACGCCACCAGGGGUGCCACGGGCGGAGUCCCCAGUUCGACCAGUGCCUCCGCUUCUCCCAGUGCGACCGGCAAGUCUUCGGGCAGUCCGAGUGUCGAAGUCGAUCGGGGCCGACUGUUUGCGGCGGUCUGUGUUACGGCGGCUGCUGUUCUGUUGGGUCUUGGCAUGUCAUGA
This is a messenger RNA of Capronia coronata CBS 617.96, 813 nucleotides long. RefSeq lists its product as uncharacterized. Bases 1 to 813 code for a protein of 270 amino acids. The transcript has a single exon. Lineage: Eukaryota; Fungi; Ascomycota; Eurotiomycetes; Chaetothyriales; Herpotrichiellaceae. The record is from RefSeq and is a predicted model, not a curated record. Gene Ontology annotation, cellular component: extracellular region.